Molecule: messenger RNA, 912 nt
Organism: Parasteatoda tepidariorum (common house spider)
Lineage: Eukaryota; Metazoa; Arthropoda; Arachnida; Araneae; Theridiidae
Source: RefSeq, a predicted model, not a curated record
CGAACCCGGUUCGGCUCAUUGGAAGGCGAACGCUCUAUCCCCUGACCCAUCACGGCUCUGUUAUGAUGUUUAUUACAUUCACUAUUCUCUACAGUUAUUUCUGUAGCAUUUUUGUUUUUUUCCUUGUUUAAAUAUUAAUUUAUGACCCCCAGUGUGUAUUAUUUUGUUUUCAUUUUUGAUGAGGAAUCUAAAAAAGCAAACUAAAUGCAAUAUUUUCUUUACACCCUGCAUAAUGAAAUGAAGCUAAAGUUACGUAAUAAUUUUCUUUAAGAAAAUUCUAGCCAAAUAAAUUAUUGAUAUUUUUUGCGCAGUAUUUAUUACAACAUAAACAAGUUAAUCAAUAAGGAAGAGCAUAUUCUAAAUUCUAGAAAUGCUAAUAAAAGAGGCUAUGCAAUUAAACAUAAGUAAUAAAUAUGUAAUAGUUACUUAUUAAAAUAAUCGUUGUGUAAUAAAAAAUUACUAAUUCUUUUGUUUUAAGAUUAAGUUAUUUUUAGGACUUGAAACAACGAUUUAUAGCCACAUCAGUGAGUAUAUAAAACACUAAAAUAAAGCAGCACACAUCAUUUCUUCAGCUUCGACGUGAUUUUUGAAAAAUAAAACAUGAAGAUCUUCGCUCUCUUGGCACUGUUCUGCUCUGUAAUUGCUAUGGUUAUUGGAGCCCAAACUGCAUGCCAGUUGCAAAGACAACAAGCACAGGCAAAGAAUCUGAAAGGCAGCUUCGUUCCAAAAUGUGAUUCAGAUGGUAGCUACAGCCAAGUACAGUGCCGCGGAUCAACUGGAUUCUGCUGGUGUGCUGAUAAAGAUGGAAAACAAAUCACCAAAUCUGUCCGAGGAAAACCAAAGUGUUAGAAAUUGAUAAAAUAAACAUUUACAUUGCAGUAACAAUUACAAUAAAUUUUGUAAGACUCUCAA